GGCGGUACGUAGUUCGCCGGGACAUUUAGUAUUUUAUAAGAUUCGUCGUAUUAAAGCGGCACCUCUCACGGGCGCCGCGCACGUCCGUCCCGAGCUUAUAUAGGAUGCUGAGACUCGCUGUCAUCUUACUUUCAUUGCACCGGUGCACAGGGUAGCCAGUGGUAGUGCCAAUGCUUUGACCGAGAGUUGCGUUAAGAUGAAUUGGAUCCCAGCGACGUGCGUCUUAUGCGUUGUUUUUAUCAACGGUGGCGGUGGAGUUACUAAAACUUCAGGUAUCGAGCAAUUCUGGACAGACGACUACAAAGUUUUUGAACAGAUCUACGGCAGGACUUCUGACAGAGACAUAUACGGAGACACACUUCCAUCCAGCAUAGUCAUAGGAACCGAGCCGAAGAAGGAAGCUUCUCAAAAGAACGAAAGAUACCUAUUAAACCUCGACCAGGAGUCGGAAGAAAUUGAUCCUUACAACUACGCUGAUAGAUACAACAGCUUGCUAAGCCAACAGUCUCUUAAACUCCUCAGCAAAAAGAAACCAGCCACUUCAACCAUUAACUUCGUCAGUUACAAAGACUUCAAACCAAUAAGCCAAGCUAACGACCCUGAAACAUACGAGUACCUCAAACACUUGGAAGAACUGAAUAGGGAAGAGAAGUAUGGACAUCCACAGAUAGGAGGGUUCAAACCUUACAUGAGUUACGUAGGACGACACCCCGAGGAAUCUGAAGCUUACAAAAGCAUUCAGGAUAUCUUAGAGGCUCAUGAGGCGAAUAAGGAAAGUCACAAAGAUGAAGAUGAUAAUAUGAAGUAUCUGACGUAUCCGAAAUCUAAGAAGAAAAAGCCAACGAGAGUUCAUGACUCGAAACCCAGAUGUGUGUACGGCAGGUGUAGGAAACGAGGAGCGAAUUCGUAUCGUGCUAGAAGUAGGCCCUAUGUGAGGGGAUUGAAAACAGUAUUCGUAGUUUAAUUAGAUAAACUUUUUUUAUAGAAUAUAGGUACUCCUUUUGUAUAGGGACUUAAAAUGGCAAACAAUUUUGGUAUGUCUUUUUGUCUUCUUUGGAGUUUUGACAAAAGACUCACCAAGAUUGUUUAUCUUUUUCAAGAACCUGAUCAAAUGGAGUAUAGUUGUUAAUUAUGAUCUUGAUUCGUGAUUUCCGCCACAUCUGUACACACCACUGUAUCUGGAGAGUUUGCUUUCUAACUUCUACAACAACCUUACAUUAAAAAGUGGUAGAAAACUGCCUUUUUGAUUCUAGCAAUCGUUUCUUGCCCUUAUUUUAAGCAUAAACCUAACCGAAAGGGUUAGGUUUACUAAUCAGCAC
Molecule: messenger RNA, 1319 nt
Organism: Trichoplusia ni (cabbage looper)
Lineage: Eukaryota; Metazoa; Arthropoda; Insecta; Lepidoptera; Noctuidae
Exons: 3
Coding region: 197-964 (255 amino acids)
Source: RefSeq, a predicted model, not a curated record